This is a messenger RNA of Didymodactylos carnosus, 339 nucleotides long. The record is from the annotation of a GenBank genome assembly. Lineage: Eukaryota; Metazoa; Rotifera; Eurotatoria; Philodinida; Philodinidae.
AUGUCUAAUCCACCAAGGUCAAGCAUGUUGUCUCAAUCUCCAGAUACAGCGACACAUGUUCAAUAUAUUACACCGCAAUUUGAUCCUCGUGCAUCAUACGCACAAUCAAUUAAAAAUAAUACAUGGGACAAUUCAAUAAAUCAAGGAAAACCUCAACGCAUACAAAAGAAAAUUAUUGUUUGGUUAAUACAACUGACAACAACAAACAAAGAAGAAGAAAUAACAGAAAAAUGUAUUAAUUAUAGAAUAAAACAACUUGAAGGCAUACCAUUAAAUAUUCAGUUUGGCAUUAUGUUAAUGGAAACAGAUGAAUUUGCAAAAGCCCAAAAAACAUUUUAA